ACAGACUUUUGAGUCCAAAAGGGCACUAACCACAUUGGUCUUUUUCUAACUUUUGCUUCUGUGCUACCUUAGCAAUUGUCUAUGUCUCCUGUUUCUUCUGCUCCCUCUUCUCAGAACUGCAAAAUGGGAGUGGAAAUGGAAUCAUACUUUGAAUUUCUUGUUAUUAUUUGAUACCCCCCCACCCCCACCCCCACAACCCAAACAUCUCAUCUUCUUCCAAAAAAAACAUGACUUUCUUGUUCUUUUCUGUCAAGUUUCUUUUCCUGUUCUUGCUUUAAAGACAACUCUUUUAUUAUUAUCAAAAAAAGAAAAGAAGAAAAAAAGACAUUAGUAUUAGUAUUAGCAUUUUCUCCAUUUUCUUGAAUAAUGAUUUGACUUCAUUUUCCCAAAACUUUGUGGCAAACAACACUUGAUUACCCUCUUCACAACCUUUACUAAUCUGCUUUUGUAGUUUGGACUUUGUUGGUUGUAAUGCUAAAGUGACAAGAACUUAGAAAAUCCCAAAUCAAGAAAAGUACAAUUCUUUUGUUAAUUUCUAUGGAAAUUGAUUUGAAUCAUGUAGUAGUAGUGAUGAGUAGUGAAGUUGAGAAAGACAAGAAUGCAUGUUGUAAUGAAGAAUGUGACAAAAGGGGUAGUAGUGGAAAUUGUUCAUUGUUGUAUACUUGUACUACUACUACUACUACUACUACUGCGACAACUACUUCUUCAUGUUCUUCAAUUGCAUCUUCCUCUACUUCACCUGUUGUUUCCUCAAUUUACAUGGAGCUUUGGCAUGCUUGUGCUGGUCCUCUUACUAGUUUACCAAAGAAAGGGAAUGUAGUUGUUUAUUUCCCUCAAGGUCAUAUGGAAGAAGCUGCUUCUGCUACUCCAUUUUCACCUAUCAAGAUUGAUUUCCCAACUUUUGGUCUUCAGCCUCAGAUCUUUUGUAGAGUUGAAGAUGUCUUGUUGCUUGCAAACAAGGAAAAUGAUGAGGUGUAUACACAGCUCACUCUUUUACCUCUUCCAGAGUCAGUGGCUAUAAGCUUAGAAGGGAAAGACCAUGAAGAUUCUGGGACGGAUGAGGAAGGGAACGGAGUUAAUCCAGCGAAAUCAGCUUCUCACAUGUUCUGUAAGACGCUGACUGCUUCGGAUACCAGCACCCAUGGUGGCUUUUCAGUUCCUCGUCGAGCAGCAGAAGACUGUUUCCCCCCUCUGGAUUACAAAGAGCAAAGGCCCGCUCAGGAGCUGAUUGCCAAGGAUCUGCACGGAGUAGAGUGGAAAUUUCGUCACAUUUAUAGAGGCCAGCCAAGGCGACAUUUGCUCACUACUGGAUGGAGUAUUUUUGUCGGCCAAAAGAAUCUCGUCUCCGGGGAUGCAGUUCUCUUCUUGAGGGGAGAAGGUGGAGAUCUCAGACUGGGAAUAAGAAGAGCUGCAAGACCUAGAAACGGGCUUCCUGAAUCGAUUAUCAAAGGUCAAUACUCUGGUACGGAUGUUCUUUCGUCAGUUGCCACUGCCCUAUCAGCAAAGAGCACUUUCCAUGUUUUCUAUAGCCCAAGGGCAAGUCAUGCUGAUUUUGUUGUACCUUACCAAAAGUACGUGAAAGCCAUCAACACUCGGAUUCCUAUUGGGACAAGAUUCAAAAUGAGAUUUGAUUUGGAUGAUUCACCUGAAAGGAGGUACAGCGGUGUAGUGACUGGGAUAAGUGAUAUGGAUCCGUUUAGAUGGCCCAACUCAAAAUGGAGAUGCUUGACGGUAAGAUGGGAUGAAGAUAUAAUGAGUAAUCAUCAAGAACGAGUUUCUCCUUGGGAAAUUGAUUGUUCAGUUUCCUUACCACCACUGAGCAUUCAGUCCUCUCCAAGACUGAAGAAACUGCGGACAAGUCCGCAGGGACCAUCAGUACUGGACAGCCAUUUCGCUGGAGGAAGUGCUCUUUUAGACUUUGAGGAGUCGGUAAGAUCCUCCAAGGUCUUGCAAGGUCAAGAAAAUUUAGGUCUGGUAUCACCUCCCUAUGGAUGUGAUAAAACAGUCCGCCCACUGGAUUUCGAGCUGCAAAGAGUAGCUCGUCACAAUCUCAUGCCAAAUGGUAUAGAGAACAUAACUGUUGGUGACUUUGUGAAAACUCAGCCUCCAACUACCUAUUCAGGCUUUAUGGAAUCUAAUAGGUUCCCAAAGGUCUUGCAAGGUCAAGAAAUUUGCUCGUUAAGAUCCCUUACUGGAAAAGGUGAUGUUAAUUUUGGUGCUUGGGGAAAACCUGAAUUUGGUUGCAAUGUUUUCGGCACAUAUCAGAGGCCGAGAGCCAAUUUCUAUCCUCUCGCUUCUGAAGGAUCGAGGAAUGUGUUUUUACCUUACAAUGCGAUGUAUAGAGCUGGACAAGACCCCGUGGGGCCCUCCUACAUUUCUAAUUUCCAGAUAGAAAAUCCUACCUUGAACCAGAAUUCAAUCCAAAAUGUUGUUAGGAGGGAAGAAGGUGGAAUGCCCAAGUUUGGAAAUGAGCAGAGGCCACCGGAGAUGUCUAAAGUGUCUAUUCCGGAGAAUCAUUUCAAGACUGAAAAUGAAGACUCUUUAAAACCACAAGCUUCAUGUAAACUGUUUGGCGUUUCCUUGACGAAAGAAACCUCUACUCCUAGCUCGCAGAGUUCUGGUAAGAGGAGCUGUACAAAGGUUCACAAACAAGGCAGCUUGGUUGGACGAGCCAUUGAUCUUUCAAGAUUGAAUGGCUAUGAUGACUUACUGAUUGAGUUGGAGAGGCUUUUCAACAUGGAAGACCUCCUAAGAGAUCCCAACAAAGGGUGGCGUAUCUUGUAUACCGACAGUGAGAAUGACAUGAUGGUUGUCGGAGAUGAUCCAUGGCAUGAGUUCUGUGAGGUAGUAUCAAAGAUCCACAUAUACACUCAAGAAGAAGUGGAGAAAAUGACUAUUCAAGGAAUCAGUGAUGACACCCAUAGUUGUUUGGAGGAGGCACCUGCUGCAACCAUGGAUGUCUCGAAGUCGUCGUCGAUUGGCCAGCCUGAUUCUUCUCUAACUACAAUCAGGAUUUGAAUAAAGUUGAUGAGAGGGUACCUGUGAAAUGUUCAUGCUUUGUUAUGUUAUGUUAAGUGAAAUAUGUGUUAAAUACUUACUCUACCUACUAGAUGUUCUUGUUAUGUUAAAUAAGUUGUUGUAAACUUAGUAUGUUUUGAGUCAGAUGUUGGAAGUAUGUUUUCAACUACUGUGGGAGCUUGUAAGUGAUACAAAGUUAUGUAAUGACUUAUAUGUGUAUGUUCAACUAUGUUUAAAAUAUUGACAUUGUAUGAAUA
Molecule: messenger RNA, 3275 nt
Organism: Capsicum annuum
Lineage: Eukaryota; Viridiplantae; Streptophyta; Magnoliopsida; Solanales; Solanaceae
Product: auxin response factor 4
Exons: 12
Coding region: 538-3018 (826 amino acids)
Biological process (GO): response to hormone; regulation of DNA-templated transcription
Cellular component (GO): nucleus
Molecular function (GO): protein binding; DNA binding
Source: RefSeq, a predicted model, not a curated record